Messenger RNA from Peromyscus maniculatus bairdii (prairie deer mouse), 1511 nucleotides. RefSeq names its product regulator of G protein signaling 13 (gene Rgs13). NCBI's taxonomy places the organism in Eukaryota, Metazoa, Chordata, Mammalia, Rodentia, Cricetidae. The record is from RefSeq and is a predicted model, not a curated record.
UAAUUAUACAGACAGUAGAGUCUUUUUAUGCCAGGAAAAAUAAAGCACUUGGUGCCUCGUGCAAUUUCAGAACCUGAUUUCAAAAGGAUCAUAACAAGGAGAAAAUAAAAUGUAGCUUGGUAGACUGCUCCACGGGAAAUAUUUGUUAAUGGACUGUUUCUACAUUAUUACACCAGCAUGAAAAAACAGGAUUACCACUGAUUUGAAGCUUGAAAAAUGAGCAGGCACAUCUGUUGGAUUUGUAAGCUAUGCAGAGCUGAAUCUAAGAGGCUCCCCUCAAACCUUACUUUAGAAGAGGUUUUAGGAUGGGCCCAAUCUUUGGAAAGUCUAAUGGCUACAAAAUACGGCCCAAGAGUAUACACAGCAUAUUUAAAAUUGGAGCACAGUGACGAGAACAUUAAAUUCUGGAUGGCAUGUGAAACCUACAAGAAAAUUGCCUCACGGAGGGGCAGAAUUUCUAGAGCAAAGAAGCUUUACAAUAUCUACAUCCAGCCACAGUCCCCUAGAGAGAUUAACAUCGACAGUACAACAAGAGAAGCUAUCAUCAAAAGCAUUCAAGAACCCACUCAAACAUGCUUUGAAGAGGCUCAAAAGAUUGUGUAUAUGCAUAUGGAAAUGGAUUCUUAUCCCAGAUUUUUGAAGUCUGAAAUGUACCUAAGACUUCUAAAAACUGUUCAACCCAAAAGUUCUUGAGUGCUACCCAGAAGUUCAAGCGGAAGAUGGCACAUUGCAAGUGUUAACUUAAAUUUAGAAAAAUAUACAAAACAAGAAUGAAAGGAGAAAUGAAACAGAAUCCAAGCCAUAAAUUGAUUUCUAGUUCCCAAAUGAAAUGCAUUCCAAACAUAAUGAGCUCGCAAAUACUACAGCACAAUUUAUAGCAUACUUACAGAGAGGAAUUAACAGAGAAGGAGAAAGAAGCUAGCUUCAUCAUACAAACACUAUAACAUUUUUACUAUACUAGGCAACUCAUGAUCUUUCCUCAUUAAAGAAAUUUAGCAGCCAUAGCACAGACAACUUGUUUUAAAACCUUUGCUCUUUAAAUUAUGUCUCUAUGUAUUCUACAGAUAUGCUCAAAAUCACUUGAAUUAGUAUAUAAGCUUAAUAGUCAUGGUAUAAUCAAUUAUAUUGUAGCAUGAGAAGUAUGAAAAAUAUGUUCUUAAGAGACAAUUUAGCUAUAAAUUUUUCCUAGUAGGAUGUCCAUAAUUGACCUCCUAUAUCACAUAUACCUUCUACAUGGAAAAUCUUUGUGAUGAGUCUAAGUGGUUAUUAUGUGUGACUCAUUGUUCAUUUGUAUUGUUUACUUUGCUAUUGGGGUAUAAAAUUUUGUCUUUUAUUUGGGGAUUUGUUUCUUCACAGUAUGAAAUCAUCAUGGUGUUGGGAGCCAAUAAAUCGAAACUAAAAGGUAAUGUGCAUAUUUUUCAAAGAUGCCUUAUUGUACCUUGCAGUACAGAUUCCAAAGGGGCUGAAGUUUGUGAAAAGUAAGAAAAUAGAACAAAGGGCAGUUUAACUUA